Molecule: messenger RNA, 3576 nt
Organism: Chrysemys picta bellii (western painted turtle)
Lineage: Eukaryota; Metazoa; Chordata; Testudines; Emydidae
Product: ecto-ADP-ribosyltransferase 5-like
Molecular function (GO): NAD+ poly-ADP-ribosyltransferase activity; NAD+-protein-arginine ADP-ribosyltransferase activity
Source: RefSeq, a predicted model, not a curated record
AAGGGGCCUGGGACCUGUGAGGAACAGACUGAACUGCCCUGACAUCCCAGAGACGCUGGUUGUGAUGUCCCCGUGUCACAGAGCGGGUGACGGGUUUUCCUUUCACCUUUCCCAUUUUUUCCUUAUUUUUUUCAAUUGAUUGCUGUUUAAUACAUUGUAUUUGCUUUGAGCUGCAUGUAAUGAUCAGUGGGUCAGGGAAGUGUCCAGUGUGGAGAGAGGACCCCAGAGUGGGGACACCCUAACCCCGCCCUAAGUGACCAUGCCAAGAGUGGUGGUUGAGCCCCCCAGGAAUCCUGGGCCCAGCCUUGUCGGGGUUAUGAGGACUCAUACAGGAGAGUGGAAGGGGAGUCCUCAAGGUCAGGCAGCCUCUGGGUAAAGGAAGUGGGAACGAAGACUCAGAUCCUUUCGCUAGCCCAUUUCACAGGGGCGGUGUAUAAGCCAAGAAAGUUCCCCACAAUAGCAGAACCAUUCCCCAACUUAAUGUUGUUUUCCUUGGUUUCUAAGUAAGCUGUUGCCCCUAAAAUAGCCAGAGGGUUUGGAGUCUUUACUUGGCUUUAACAUCUGGUUCAGGGAGAUAAAGAAUCCUUGAACAGGAAGCACAGAGGAUAAAACGGAGAUAGUUUUGUGGAUACAUUUGGAAAUAGGUGAUAUUGGGAAUACUCAGGACCCCUUGCCCAAGUUCAUAGUAACCUUUUGAGUCUGUGUAGGCCUGAUCCAAAGCCCAUUGAAAUCAAUGGGAAUCUUUCCAUUGGCUUCAGUGAGAGUAAGCUCAACCCCUUAUUGCUAAAAACAAUUCCAUUAAUUCUGAAAGUGAAAGUCAGCAGGGAGGUUUCUUAACUAAAGGCAGGCCGUUUCCUGUAGUAUAAGCAUUUGCAGCUGUAGUAUUUAGUCUGCCAUCUCUUGCUUGGGUCAGCAGCCUGCCCGGGAAUCGCAGCCACUCGGGGAAGUCAGGUGGAGGAAGGGCUUGAACUGGGGAUCUCCCGGAAACAGGGCAGCACGUUGAUGGAACAGGAUGUGCACAGUUCUUAGCCCGCUGGCAUUACUGAGUCUGUUCAAUAGUUUAUUUCUGUCACAGCCAGACUGCACUGGGGAAGUUGGAACCAUGAUAAAGCCUCUGCUGAUCCCCUUGACAUACUUCUCUCUUCAGACCUGGCUGGGGAUCCCUCAGGGAAAAUGUCAGGUGGAGCUGAACAUGAUGGAUGACGCUUUUGAUGACCAAUACAUAGGAUGUGCUGAAGAAAUGGCUGGAAUUGCACCUGAACUGCUAGAGAGAGAGAAGUCCAUGUCCUCAGUGUUUAGAACGGUGUGGGAAAAUGCACAAAAAGAAUGGGAAUGUGUAAAAAAAGAGAUUUCUCUCCCCAAAGGCUUUGAAGAUGAGCAUGGAAGAGCCAUAAUAGCCUAUACUGACGAUGACUUUCACAGUGAGUUGAAUGCGGCAGUGAGAGGGGCUGGGGCAUCUCGAGCUCAUUACAUGGCCAGUUUCCAGUUCAAAGCCUUUCAUUAUUACUUGACAAGAGCUUUACAACUCUUACGAGGGAGGUGUGAUGUGAUGUACAAUAUGACGGUGUACCGGGGGGUUUCUGCCAGUUUUCAGCACAUAGAAUCAGGUGACAUCAGGUUUGGACACUUUGCCUCUUCGUCUGUUAAAGAAGAAGUGGCUGAGAGAUAUAGCACUAAGAACCUCACCGCCACGUCCACACUCUUCACCAUCCACACGUGCUUCGGUGUGAAGAUCUGGAACUUCUCAUACAGUCCUCCUGACGAAGAAGUGUUAAUCCCAGUCCAUGAGGUAUUCAGCGUGUCCCAAGGACAAGGGAGUAACAACUUUGUCCUAUGGAGCACAAACCGGACCUGCAGCCAUUUUAACUGCGCGUACCUGGGCGGAAAGAAGGACCAAACGUGUUUACCACUCUGGUAAGAAAGAACAUUUUUGUUUUCAUUCUUUUGAAAAUGACUCGCCCUCUUUAUUGAAGUGCAGAGCAGAGAACAACCCCACCAGGCAAACAUGUCACAUGAAACCAGCUGAGAAAUAAGUGGGGUGAACUGCACGUUCUGUCUAUUGAUCCAGGUUCUCGUAGGGAGCUCAUGACUAGUAUCUGACACCUUCACGUCUGACUCAAUUCCAGGCACAGUUGAUUUCAGAAAAGAAAAUUUAAGGAGAAUAACCCCUUCGAGCCCUAAAGAUUCAUCUUCAGUGUCCUGAACUAUAAACUGAACACACAUCCCCUAACCCAACACCACAAGUUUGUCUCCAUCUCCCUCCUCUCAUAACUAGUCCCAUUCUAGCCCCAGUGGAACUACAUCCUCUCAAAGGACUAAACAGGACUAUUUUACCAGAGCAGGUCGGAAAAAUCUCAACAAAAUAUUUUCUCGUUGGAAUUUGACAAAUCAUCAAACUCUUCACCUUUUGCAGAGCUGGUUUGAUUUCGACACUGUUCUAUCAGAACGCUGCCUGGGUUCUGGCCAGAUCACCCGCCUGGCUCCUUGGCAGCUUGGCUGGCGGGCUGCCUAGGAGUCAUAGACCCAGGACUUCCAAUGCCCCUGACCCUGGGACAGCCUGCUUGGUGGACCACCCCAGAGCCGACACUCUAGUCCCUUGUGUGGAGAAUUUCAAAAUUUUGGGGGUUUUUUUAUUCCAAGUCUGAACAAAACCAAAUUUUGAAAUUUCAAAAUCCUCCACGAAAUGGAAUGAGCCUUUUCUGCUCAGCUCUAUAUUUCCCCUAAAGCCAAUAAAAACCAACCAACAGAAAUGGUGUUACUGGUGUGUGUGGCCAGUGUUCCAGACUCAUGUCUUUAUUAUUCAUAACUGGAAUACACUUACGCAGCAGACAACAAGCUCCAAAUCUGAACCUCUGGAACUGUCUUGGGGGAAACGUGCUCACCAAUGAUUGAUACUGAAGAAACAAGCAGGCCGAGGAGGGAAGAAGCAGGUGAAAUAUCUCAGCAGUGAGGUGAAUGUCCCAGGCCAGAGUGUCCUGCUGAGGGGAAAUGGAUUAACGUCCCUCUGUAAUAAGUAGGUUCCAGUAGCUGUUUGGAAGGACACCUGUGUCCAGCUUUAAGGAUCUCGGUCAGUGUGAAAUAAUUUCCUAUCAGUUGUUUGAUCUGCUUUUUCCUAUUAACAGCUACCAAAAGAGGCCCGGCCUUUCCCGGUGAGCUGAGCCCUCACUGUUUAGAGGAUCCAUCAUCCUGAUCCACGUUAUUGCUCUGAAGCUGUUUGCUGGUUUCUAAAUUGUCCUAUUUGUGUUACUCACUUUUUCUCUCUAUCACAAAUCAUGGUGAUGGGAUUUGCCAGAUCCAAAGCCGCCCUGCAAUUCUACCAGUGUUUCAAAGGGAAACCAGGAACAUGGAGGGAGUGUCGCUGGUACCUGCUUGGGCAAGCUUUGAUUGUACGUUAUCGAUGAGUAGAUCAAAAUGGAAGCUCAUAGUUCUGUUCCAGGUGGGAUUUGUUUUACAGUGCCAGAGCUAUAAAUUGGUGCCUGAUAUAUAAAUACUUGUCUUCCUGUCCUGUUAGCACUUUUGUACCGAUUUUUGAUGACUUCAGUAAAAGACUUCUAAGAAAUGAACUAAGUCAAACUA